AUGUACUGGAGAUCUCUGUUGGUAUUGCGUAGCUGGAUGACUGAUUUACCCUCAACUACAUCAUCAUCAUGUUGCAUCAAGUUCCUGAAAGACACCUCAUAUCUUGCCACCGCUGUGAUUGCCGAUGAUACCUUUAGGUCAUUUGUAGAUCCCUUACUCUCAUCCUCCUACGCCGGUGCAGACUGCCCUUCUCGGUGGCUUCCCCCGCAAGGCCAGAUGAUUACAGAGACAGCCUCCGCCAGGUUCGAAUGUCAGCCCAACCCGUCAGGGCCAGUCGGGAAUAUGGAAUAG
This is a messenger RNA of Fusarium proliferatum ET1, 291 nucleotides long. RefSeq lists its product as uncharacterized. The transcript has a single exon. The record is from RefSeq and is a predicted model, not a curated record. The coding region runs from base 1 to 291 and encodes 96 amino acids. Lineage: Eukaryota; Fungi; Ascomycota; Sordariomycetes; Hypocreales; Nectriaceae.